AAUAAAAAAAUAAAAAUAAAAAUAAUAAAGAGCCCCAAAAAUUAGAUUUGCUUAUGAGAUGGCCUUUCACGUCGCCUGCCCAAUUACAUGUCGGCGAAUUUGCUAUUGCUCAUUAGGGUUUCUGCACAAUGAAAAGGGGGAAACUGAUUUUUUGAAUGAAAUCACGAAUUUGAAAUCUUUUUUGGAUGAUCCAUGGCGGAUUAAAGAUGAUAAGAGAACCGUUCAGGUUCUUGUUCCUAAAGUAGUUGUUGCCCCACCGCCGCCGGUGCCGGUUCAGGCGGCGCCGGCGGUUCCGAAUUCGGUGGCUGUUGUAGAUGGAGAUGAUGCGGCGGAGAUGUUGUCGGCGCAGAAUAAACGCGCUGCUAUGCAGAAACAGGCUGCUGCUGCUUCUUUGGUUGCUGAGGAUUUUGCUCGCCGGUUUGAAUCUGGCGAGACUGAGGGUAUCACUAAAGAUGUUGCCGGAGGAGAGCAAGUUGUCUCUAAUGGGAAGGUAAUGUGCCGCCUUUGCUUUUCUGGAGAGAAUGAAAGAAGUGAGAGAGCAAGAAAGAUGCUAUCUUGCAAAAGUUGCAACAAGAAGUAUCACAGGAGCUGUGUAAAAUCUUGGUCUCAUGAUAGAGAUUUAUUUCACUGGAGUUCUUGGUCCUGUCCUUCAUGUCGUGUAUGUGAGGUCUGCCGAAGAACCGGUGAUCCAAACAAGCUCAUGUUUUGCAAAAGGUGUGAUGGUGCAUAUCACUGUUAUUGUCAGCACCCUCCACACAAGAAUGUCAGCAGAGGACCUUAUUUGUGUCCCAAGCAUACAAAGUGUCACAGCUGUGCAUCUACAGUUCCAGGGAAUGGUUCAAGUCUCAGGUGGUUUCUAGGGUAUACUUGUUGUGAUGCUUGUGGAAGAUUGUUUGUCAAGGGAAAUUAUUGCCCUGUUUGUUUAAAGGUGUAUAGAGAUUCUGAAGCAACACCGAUGGUUUGUUGUGAUAUCUGUCAGCGCUGGGUGCAUUGUCAUUGUGAUGGAAUUAGUGACGAUAAGUACUUACAGUAUCAAGUAAAUAAUCACCUGGAAUACAGAUGUGCUACAUGCCGUGGAGAAUGCUACCAGGUUAGGGAUCAUGAGGACGCUGUUCAGGAGCUUUGGAGGAGGAGAGACAUAGCCGAGCAGGAUCUAAUUGCUAGUCUAAGGGCUGCUGCUGGACUGCCAACCCAAGAAGAAAUAUUCGCUAUUUCUCCGUAUUCUGAUGAUGAGGAUGAUGGACCUCCCUUAAAGAAAGAAUAUGGCCAUUCGUUGAAGUUUUCUUUAAAAGGGGUAGUUGAUAAAUCUCCCAAAAAGAAUAAGGAUUCUCCAAAGAAAGCUGCAAGCAAGAAAUAUGGGAAAGAAAGAGGAUUUCCUGCACCUCUAUUUGGCAGGAUGGCACAAAGCGAUGCCCAAUCUGUUGGAUCAUUUACUGGUGAUUAUAAAGACGAAGAUGGGCAGUUUGAUAGAUUUGGGGAACCUAAUACUGCAAGUUUGACUGAGGGAGUGUGGCCAGUCAAUCGAGAGGGCCUAAAACGAAAGCUUGUAGAGGUUCCAGUGAAAGCAGACGGUAGAUUGUUGAGAGACAAAACAAAAAGUCACAAGCCACAUCAAGUGGGGGCGAUGGAUGAUGCUGGAAAAGAGGCUGUCAUAUCCAAGAACACUAAGGGACCCAAGUUAGUUAUACACUUGGGUGGUAGAAAUAAAAAUGUAGCAAAUUCUACAAGGUCUGACGCAUCAAACUCUCCGCAGGAGCAAAUUAUAACCACCGCCAUUGAUCAAAAGACAUCCUUUGGUGAUCUAAAUGAUGAUGAUGUUGGUCCACCUUUGGUUUCACAUUCUUCACAAAAGGAACGCAAGUCUGUAUUGAGACUCAAAUUUAAGAAUCCGUAUUCUGAUGAUCAGAGUUCUUGGGCUUCUCCUUUGGAGGAAGAUAAGAGUUCUGUUAAGGGUCAGAGAUCUAAGAGAAAGAGAUCAUUUUCUUCUAUGGACAGAUCUUUUGUGAAGGAAGAUAAAGGGGCCGGACACUCGUAUGAAGAGAAUGAUAUGAUGAGUGAGAUCAUUGAUGCAAAGUGGAUAAUUCAAAAGUUGGGAAAACAUGCAAUUGGAAAGAUGGUGGAAGUUCAUCAGCCAUCCAACAAUUUCUGGUAUAAGGGAACAGUAAUCCAAGUCUCUGAAGAUACAUCGACUGUAUCGGUUACUUUAGAUGAUGGAAAGGCCAUGAAUGUUGAUCUCGGCAAACAGAGAAUUCGUUUCGUUUCACAAAAGCAGAGACAGUGACUAGCCUACAUGAUAGGCAUUAGCCCCUGUCAAUUAGCUAUUGUUGGUAACAAGUCAACAUAUAUGUAUUUGGAACCCAAAAGAAGAAAGAAUUCAAUAGACUGCACAGCUUGCUAGCUUCUUUGUACUGUAUGAUUGUGUUCAGUUUCCUAGUGUAGUUGAGAGUUAUGAUAGAAUAAUUUAUUAUCUAUAUUUGGUUGUUUUUGACUAUUGUCAGAUUGGUUACAAGUAUGCUUAGUAUGAGAUUGGUAUUGUUAA
Messenger RNA from Erigeron canadensis, 2539 nucleotides. RefSeq lists its product as uncharacterized. The transcript is spliced from 12 exons. The coding region runs from base 59 to 2281 and encodes 740 amino acids. The record is from RefSeq and is a predicted model, not a curated record. NCBI's taxonomy places the organism in Eukaryota, Viridiplantae, Streptophyta, Magnoliopsida, Asterales, Asteraceae.